This is a messenger RNA of Cladophialophora psammophila CBS 110553, 1308 nucleotides long. RefSeq lists its product as uncharacterized. The coding region runs from base 1 to 1308 and encodes 435 amino acids. The transcript has 3 exons. Gene Ontology annotation, biological process: peptidyl-L-cysteine S-palmitoylation; protein targeting to membrane. The record is from RefSeq and is a predicted model, not a curated record. NCBI's taxonomy places the organism in Eukaryota, Fungi, Ascomycota, Eurotiomycetes, Chaetothyriales, Herpotrichiellaceae. Gene Ontology annotation, molecular function: protein-cysteine S-palmitoyltransferase activity. Gene Ontology annotation, cellular component: endoplasmic reticulum membrane; Golgi apparatus; endoplasmic reticulum.
AUGGACACUCAACAGUUGGCAAAAUUCGCGGUGCCAGUGGUUGUGAUCCUGGUGGCCUUUCUUUCCUAUUCAUCUCAGUACCUUUUUUAUAGUCUUGAGCCUGGCCCGCUUUCUUUGCAGGACAAGAUCAUUUUCAACACGUUGGUUGGAUGCAUAUGGAUAUGUUAUGCUCGUGCUUGCACGACGAAUCCCGGACGUGUACCCUUUGAUUGGAAACCCACUGAGGGUGAAGAAAUAGAGUCAUGGUCUCCCGGAGACAGAAUCUCCUCAAGGCACAGGUAUUGCCGUAAAUGCGAAGCAAUCAAACCUCCCAGGUCACAUCAUUGCAGAGUAUGCAAAAGAUGUAUCCCAAAGAUGGACCACCAUUGCCCCUGGACCGUCAACUGUGUGUCUCACUUCACCUUCCCCCAUUUUAUGCGUUUUCUGUGGUAUGCAGUCUUCGCCAUGGGCUAUCUUGAAUACUUCCUAUUCGUGCGAGCUGGUGUCGUCUGGGAGAACCGCAAUCUGCCCAGUUAUCUAGGGCCUUCUCCUUCCCAGCUGGUCCAUCUUCUCAUUUUGAUAAUUGUCAACACUCUGACUAUCUUUCUCGUCUCAAUUACCUUCUUUCGUACAAUCUGGGAUCUCGGGGCCAAUGUCACCACUAUCGAGAGCUGGGAAAUUGAGCGCCACGAACAGCUACUCCGUCGAGCUCGUGCACUCGGAGGAUAUCUGGACGGUCCAGAUGGUAUUCGCGUCAAGAUUGCGAAACAAGAAUUCCCUUACGAUAUAGGUAUUUGGAGCAACAUUGUGCAAGGAAUGGGGACAGCAAACUUUUUGGCCUGGUUCUGGCCAUUCUCUGCGACUCCAACAACGAGCGGGUUAGUCUUCGAAACCAAUGGAUUUGAGGAUCCUGGCACAACAUGGCCGCCACCAGAUCCUGAUCGGAUGCCCCGACUUGAUCGGUCGCUUGACUCGUCACACGAUGUGUUUGUUCAUGACCACGGCAGCCUCUCGCCUUAUGAGGAGAUGGAGGCCUUCAAACAGCGACAGCAGGCUGACUUUGAGCGACGUCCAGAUUACUAUGGGGUCCAACGACGUAAACCGUUCCACGACCGUUUUGAAAAGGAGAAUUUCGUGCCGAUCGAAAAUGAUUAUGUCAAUCCGGCCGAUGAUGAUUCUGUCAGCGGCGAGGAAGGUUGGCAGGAUUCAGGAGGAAACCGACUGAAAGACUACGGCGUCGACGAGGAUAUCGAGUUCUACGACGAGGACAGUAUCCCAAUUUCAGAACUGUUGAUGCGGCGGAGAGAAGGGCGGGAACUCCAGACCUGA